This is a messenger RNA of Oncorhynchus masou masou (cherry salmon), 5955 nucleotides long. Its product is annotated as structural maintenance of chromosomes protein 1A. Gene Ontology annotation, molecular function: DNA binding; ATP hydrolysis activity; protein binding. The coding region runs from base 277 to 3972 and encodes 1231 amino acids. Gene Ontology annotation, cellular component: chromosome; meiotic cohesin complex; nucleus. Gene Ontology annotation, biological process: sister chromatid cohesion. NCBI's taxonomy places the organism in Eukaryota, Metazoa, Chordata, Actinopteri, Salmoniformes, Salmonidae. The record is from RefSeq and is a predicted model, not a curated record. The transcript is spliced from 23 exons.
CGCGCGCUCAGAGGUCUCAAAUCGAGGAGGAGGACUGUAAAAUGGCGCAUUGUUGUUGCAGUCGUACAUUUUGAAAGCUAGCUUGCAAGCUGAUCGAGUUAGUUAGCCGGGCACACCAACCGAUUAUGAAACUGUAGCUUUUUUUUUUUAAGUGUCUACCAUAUGCUUGCAUGUUUCUCGUUUGAGUUCAAACGCUAGCUAGCAUUAGCGACAUUAGCUGCUAGCACAACAACACAUAUUCCUUCUUCUGUUUCCGCACAAGCGAUCUGGUCAAAAAUGGGUUAUUUGAAACUAAUAGAGAUCGAAAACUUCAAAUCUUACAAGGGCAGGCAAAUCAUCGGCCCCUUUCACAAGUUUACCGCGAUUAUUGGACCCAAUGGAUCCGGCAAGUCCAACCUCAUGGACGCCAUCAGCUUUGUGCUGGCUGAGAAGACCAGCAACCUGCGUGUGAAGACUCUGAAGGACCUGAUCCAUGGAGCUCCCGUGGGGAAGCCGGCAGCCAACAGAGCCUUUGUGAGCAUGGUGUACCAUGAGGACAGCGGGGAAGAGCGCACCUUCACCAGAAUCAUCAUUGGCUCGUCGUCAGAGUACCGUAUCAACAGUAAGGUGGUGAAUCUGGCAGAGUACAGUGAGGAGCUGGAGAAACUAGGAAUCCUCAUCAAGGCCAGGAACUUCCUCGUCUUCCAGGGUGCGGUGGAGUCGAUAGCCAUGAAGAACCCUAAGGAGCGUACUGCUCUGUUUGAGGAGAUCUCCCGGUCUGGGGAGCUGGCUCAGGAGUACGACCGUAGGAAGAAGGAGAUGGUGAAGGCUGAGGAGGACACCCAAUUUAACUACCACCGCAAGAAGAACAUCGCCGCUGAACGCAAAGAGGCCAAGCAGGAGAAAGAGGAGGCUGAGCGUUACCAGCGUCUGAAGGACGAGGUGGUGAAGGCCCACGUCCAGAUGCAGCUGUUCAAGCUGUACCACAACGACGCCGAGAUCGACAAGCUGAACCGCGAGCUGUCGCACCGCAACAAGGAGAUCGACAAGGACCGCAAGAAGAUGGACCACGUGGAGGAGGAACUGAAGGAGAAGAAGAAAGAGCUGGGGAGGAUGAUGAGAGACCAACAGACGGUGGAGAAAGAGAUCAAGGAGAAAGAUGCUGAACUGAACCAAAAGCGUCCGCAGUACAUCAAGGCCAAAGAGAACACCUCCCACAAGAUCAAAAAACUGGAGGCAGCCAAGAAGUCCCUCCAGAACGCCCAGAAGCUGUACAAGAAGAGGAAGGGGGACAUGGAUGAGUUGGAGAAAGAACAGGGCGCCGUGGAGAUGGCCCGGCAGGAGUUUGACGACCGCAUGGAGGAGGAGGCCCAGAGCCAGGGACAGGACCUCACACUGGAGGAAAACCAGGUGAAGGCCUACCACCGUCUGAAGGAGGAGGCCAGUAAGCGGGCGGCCACUCUGGCCCAGGAGCUGGAGAAGUUCAACAGAGACCAGAAGGCUGACCAGGACCGGCUCGACCUUGAGGAAAGGAAGAAAGUGGAGACCGAGGCCAAGAUCAAGCAGAAGAUCCGUGAGAUAGAGGAGAACCAGAAGCGUAUUGAGAAGCUGGAGGACUACAUUACCACCAGCAAGCAGUCUCUGGAUGAACAGAAGAGAAUGGAGGAGGAGCUGACUGAGGAGGUGGAGGGGGCCAAGAAGAGGAUCGACGAGAUCAACCUGGAACUCAACCAGGUGAUGGAGCAGCUGGGCGACGCCAGGAUUGACAGACAGGAGAACAGCAGGCAGGCACGCAAAGCAGAGAUCAUGGAGAGCAUCAAGAGACUGUAUCCCGGGUCGGUGUACGGCCGCCUGAUCGACCUGUGCCAGCCCACUCAGAAGAAGUUUCAGAUCGCUGUGACCAAGGUGCUGGGCAAGAACAUGGACGCCAUCAUCGUGGACUCGGAGAAGACCGGCAGAGACUGUAUCCAGUACAUCAAGGAGCAGCGAGGAGAGCCGGAGACCUUCCUGCCCCUCGACUAUCUGGAGGUGAAGCCUACAGAUGAGAAGCUGCGUGAGCUGCGCGGCGCCAAGCUGGUGAUCGAUGUGAUCCGCUACGAGCCGCCUCACAUUAAGAAGGCCCUGCAGUACGCGUGUGGUAACGCACUGGUCUGUGAGAACGUAGAGGACGCUCGGCGCAUCGCCUUCGGAGGGCCCUACAGACACAAGACAGUGGCCCUGGACGGUACUCUGUUCCAGAAGUCCGGUGUGAUCUCUGGCGGUGCUAGUGAUCUGAAGGCUAAGGCCAGGCGCUGGGAUGAGAAGGCUGUGGACAAACUCAAGGACAAGAAGGAGAAACUCACUGAGGAACUGAAGGAGCAAAUGAAGGCUAAGAGGAAGGAGGCAGAGCUGCGCCAGGUUCAGUCUCAGGCCCACGGCCUCCAGAUGAGACUGAAAUACUCCCAGAGCGACCUGGAGCAGACCAAGACCCGACACCUCUCCCUCAACAUGCAGGAGAAAUCCAAGCUGGAGAGUGAGCUGGCUAACUUCGGCCCUCGCAUCAACGACAUCAAGAGGAUCAUCCAAUCCCGUGAGAAGGAGGUCAAUAAUUUGAGAGACCGGAUGAACGUUGUGGAAGAUGAGGUGUUUAUCGAGUUCUGUAAGGAGAUUGGGGUCAGGAACAUCAGAGAGUUCGAGGAGGAGAAGGUGAAGAGGCAGAACGAGAUCGCCAAGAAACGGCUGGAGUUUGAAACCCAGAAGACUCGUCUGGGCAUCCAGCUGGACUAUGAGAAAAACCAGCUGAAAGAGGACAAGGAGAAGGUCAUGAUGUGGGAGCAGACUGUCAAGAAGGACGAGGCGGAGAUAGAGCGACUCAAGAAGGAGGAGCACCGCCACAUGAAGAUCAUCGACGAGACCAUGGCCCAGCUGCAGGACCUGAAGAACCAGCACCUCACCAAGAAGUCCGAGGUCAACGACAAGAACCACAACAUGGAGGAGAUACGCAAGAAAUUGGGAGGAGCCAACAAGGAGCUGACCCAGCUGCAGAAGGAAGUGACGGCCAUCGAGACCAAGCUGGAGCAGAAACGCAGCGACCGCCACAACCUGCUGCAGGCCUGUAAGAUGCAGGACAUCAGACUGCCUCUACGCUCUGGGACCAUGGACGACAUCGGCCAGGGAGAGGGGAGCUCCCAACAGGAGGAGUCUAGCAGCAGUCAGAGAACGUCCAGUACUGUCCUGGCUAAAGAGGCUCUCAUAGAGAUAGACUACAGCAUCCUGUCUGAAGACCUCAAGGACGCGCUGGCGGAGGAUGAGAUCAAGGCAGAGAUGCACACGCUGCAGCAACGUCUCAACGAGCAGCAGUCCAUACUGCAGAGAAUCAGCGCACCCAACAUGAAGGCCAUGGAGAAACUAGAGUCUGUCAGGGACAAGUUCCAGGAGACCAGCGACGAGUUUGAGGCGGCCCGUAAGCGAGCCAAGAAGGCCAAGCAGGCGUUUGAGCAGAUCAAGAAGGAGAGGUUUGACCGCUUCAACGCCUGUUUUGAGGCUGUAUCCACCAACAUCGAUGAGAUCUACAAAGCCCUGUCACGCAACAGCUCUGCCCAGGCCUUCCUUGGGCCGGAGAACCCAGAGGAGCCUUACCUGGAUGGGAUCAACUAUAACUGUGUUGCCCCUGGUAAGCGGUUCAGACCAAUGGACAACCUGUCUGGAGGGGAGAAGACUGUCGCUGCCCUGGCUCUGCUGUUCGCCAUACACAGCUACAAGCCUGCCCCAUUCUUCGUCCUGGAUGAGAUUGAUGCUGCGCUGGACAACACCAACAUUGGCAAGGUGGCCAACUACAUCAAAGACCAGUCAGUGAACACUCAGGCCAUAGUGAUCUCUCUAAAGGAAGAGUUCUACACCAAGGCUGACUCUCUCAUCGGGGUCUAUCCAGAGCAAGGAGAUUGCGUCAUCAGCAAAGUAUUGACUUUUGACCUGUCGGUGUACCCUGACGCAAACCCCAACCCCAACGAGUAGAACCCCAACAAGUAGGACAUCACACAGAGGAGAGGAGCAAAAUGACAGGCGUACCUUUUAACUCAUUGGCAUUUUGACGUUCUGGUUAUCCAACUGAACCAGGGUCAUAUUCAUUAGUGCAGGCAACCGAAAAUGUUUUAAAACAUUUUUGUAACUGAGAAUUUUGUUUUUGUGUUUCUUAUUGGACAAGUCCCUAUCUGUUUCUGCCGAAUGAAUAUGACCCAAAUCGCUCGUGUCUAUGGAUGGCAAAUGUAGCUAAUAAUGUGUUCUGUGGUGUGUUGGUUGUAUCGUGGAUCACACAUCCAUUAGCUAAUAGAUGUUAUUUGCUAUCAUGUUUUUUAAAAUAAUUUCUGUAUUUUUGGAGUAUAUUAGGAUUAGAAAAUGUGUGCUAUUUCUGAAUGGAGUGGGAGGGGGUGAGACAAGUUACAGCAGCUGCAAGUUGUUAUUUCUAGAAAGCUUCACCUUGAAUAUAAUGUGCAUUUAUACAAUUUGAAUCUUUUAAUUUGGAACCAUGUGAGUAUUGUAUUUCAGGACAAGGUUAUAUGAGGCUUAGAAAAAUUGUAAAAUGAUUUGGAAAUCAUGCCUUGUUGACAAUUUGUGUAUUUGUAUCAGGCUUUUGUCCUUCAGAUGGUAGGAACCUGCUGACAAUGAUCAUGUAUUACUUGUAACCAUUACGCUUUUUUCUUGUUUUUUGGUCUCAUAAAUGUUUUCUACUAAACUCUUUCCCUUUCUUCAAAUUCUUGCUUUCUGUUAUUUCACUGGUUUAUCUAAAUGGAAGUAUCUGAAAUUCUGCUAUUUUCUACUUUGUGUUCAGCCUGUUUUUUUGUUCCCCCCCUACUUAUUGUGCUACUUAAAAAAACAACUUUUGUCUGAAUUGUGUCAGGAUUGGAAGACCCUUAGGUCCCAUAAGGUGGCCACUUCAUUCCCAGUCAGAUGUCAUCUGAGCAUUUUAAAAUCCCCACGUCUAACUGGCCUGUAUCCAAGCUGAAUUUGCUGGUUGUUUCACUUUCUUCAAGGUGUGGCUCAGUGUCAGCAAUGGCUAUGGUUAUUAUUUCUCUACCUUUUUGGCAAGAUUCAGUCAGUAAUGGCCACAGUUGGUUACACCAACAGGAAUGACACAUAAGAAGAUGUCUUUGUACACCGGACGACCAUAAAGUAAAACAUCCCAUAGGAAAUACAAUGGCGGUGUUGGAGAUGGAGAAACGGAGGCGUUUGAUGUCGUUGAAGGGAAGCCGCUAGCACGACUGUGAGUGGCACAACCCUAAAAUAUACGUGAAGUGAAACGAAACAACACUGUUUAAAUCGGGCUACCAAGCCACCUGUUAGUUUUACCAGACAGGCUCUGAGCCUUUCCCCAAAUGUCCUGGUUUUCCAGAAAACCCUGUUGGAAGUUAACCUGGUUAGGUGGGAACAUGCAGUAAAUUCAGGAAUCCUCCAAAUGGGAAUUUUGGGGAAGUUACCAAAUUAUUAUUAUUAUUAUUAUAUAUAUAUAUAUAUUUUUUUUUAUUCUAACCAUGACCUAAUUUAAUAUGAGGUAAAUCACAACUGUUUUAAUUCUUGGAUAUAAACUGCGAAACUCCAUUAAGGAAAUCCAUCUAAUUUGACCACCUUGUUAGAUUAGCUGCUUCCUCUGAAGAGGGGAACAACUGGUGAACAUGACUUAAGACCAGAAUGAAGAAAAGCAGUUAUUUUAUUGUUAUUAAUUUUACAUUGGGUGCAUGUUCAUAUCCAAUCUUUAUGAAUUGUAUCACUAAAGCAAGGGUCAAUUUCUAAAAGUGAGGAAGGUUUGAGUUUAGCCCUAUUGACUUGGGGAUGGAGUCUGCUUUUAAAGUGUCCCCCUGCCUUUUUCUUUUUUUUAUUAAUCUGUCCAGGGCCAAUGGGAAAUGUAAUUAUCCGUUUUAAGGGUCAGUUUUGCAUAAGACAAGUUUAUUCCAUUGACAUUGUAUCGAUUCUUUUUUUAGUUAAUAAAAUAUACUAUUUUAA